Molecule: messenger RNA, 1080 nt
Organism: Arctia plantaginis
Lineage: Eukaryota; Metazoa; Arthropoda; Insecta; Lepidoptera; Erebidae
Source: the annotation of a GenBank genome assembly
AUGCCUCUGUUUGGUAAAAAAGAUUUCGGGCGAAAGUCCAAAAAGGAUAAUAAGGAAUCGGAGAAACAGCCAUCAAUCGAAGACAAAUACAUUGUUAAAGAUUUGCUUGGGACUGGAGCAUUUUCCGAAGUACGUUUGAUAGAGAGUAAAGAAAAUGGGCAGCUAUUCGCCUGUAAAAUUAUCGAUAAAAAGGCUCUUAAAGGCAAAGAAGAUUCGUUAGAAAAUGAAAUUAGGGUGUUGAAAAGAUUCAGUGAACAAGCAAAAGGCGAAGGUGCUGAAAAGAAGAUGUUUUCUCACCCGAAUAUUGUCCAGCUGCUCGAGACAUAUGAAGAUAAAAAUAAAGUGUAUUUGGUGAUGGAACUAGUCACAGGUGGCGAAUUAUUCGAUAGAAUAGUGGAAAAAGGCUCCUACACUGAAAAAGAUGCAUCCAAUCUAAUAAGACAAGUAUUGGAAGCUGUAGACUAUAUGCACUCUCAGGGUGUAGUGCACAGGGAUCUGAAGCCAGAAAAUCUGCUUUAUUAUAGUGCAGAUGAGGACAGUAAAAUCAUGAUAAGUGAUUUUGGUUUGUCAAAGAUUGAAGACUCUGGUAUUAUGGCUACAGCUUGUGGCACACCUGGUUAUGUGGCUCCUGAAGUACUUGCACAGAAGCCAUAUGGCAAGGCUGUUGAUGUAUGGAGCAUAGGAGUAAUAUCAUACAUUUUAUUGUGCGGCUACCCACCUUUUUAUGAUGAGAAUGAUGCCAAUCUGUUUGCUCAGAUCCUAAAAGGAGAUUUUGAGUUCGACUCACCUUAUUGGGAUGAUAUUAGUGAUUCAGCGAAGGAUUUCAUCCGACAUUUAAUGUGUGUUGAUGUGGAUAAGAGAUACACUUGCAAGCAAGCCUUGGCUCACCCAUGGAUUUCAGGAAAUGCUGCCAGCAAUAAGAACAUCCAUGGGACCGUGUCCGAACAACUCAAGAAGAACUUCGCGAAGUCACGCUGGAAACAGGCUUACCAUGCUACUACUGUUAUCAGACAAAUGCAGAAGAUGGCACUCAAUAGCAGCAGCUCAAGUCGCAAUGCUAAUGCACAGUCUAAGCAAUAG